Paramecium pentaurelia is the source of this 351-nucleotide messenger RNA. Lineage: Eukaryota; Ciliophora; Oligohymenophorea; Peniculida; Parameciidae. The record is from the annotation of a GenBank genome assembly.
AUGAGCGAAUAAAAAAAUAAAGAUAGCAUAGGUGUAAGAUAAAUCAAUGGUAAAACUUUAACUAUAUAUCAUAACAUUAAUUCAAAGAAUAUAAAACUUAGCAGAUUAAGUUAUGCAAAGAUUAACUUGCUUUAUUAAUCCGUCAUUAUAUAAUAUUAAACUAGAUCAGAAAUAAUCUUAUACUCCAUGGUUGAUUAAAAUUAUUAAACAGAUGUUGAAAAGGUAAAACUUUAUUAAAUAGUUUAUUAGUGCAUUAAAUAAAUCAGGAUGGUUUAUAUUCACAAUCGAGGCGUUUUUGCAAGUCAGAAAUCCUUUUGUAAAUCACUAAGAGUUUAGCUCAGUUUUCUUUGA